AUGUCUUCAGAAGCUGGGUCUUCUUUUGCUACACUUGCUCAGAAAAAUGAUCAGAAUUUGGCGGUUAUUCAUCUACUUCGAAUGGCCGAAGAAUGUCGAAUUCAGAAGCCUCCAAGGUACAAAUUAUGUUUGAAAUGUUUAAUGGUAAGGUUUUUUUACAAUUUACAUUGCUUUAUGUUUAGGCAGCGACAAAGGUACCUUGUACUGAAGAUUUACGAGUAAAAGUGGAGUUAAGGCUGGGAAAAUGUUUGUGGUUGUAUAGCAAGAACGUUACUCUGGCUAAAAAGUAUCUAACAAGCACCGUAAGUCUUUAAAAUUGUAUUGUGUGAUAUUUAGUAGUAAAUCUCGUAAUAGUUAACAAUGUGAAGAAGUUUUACAUUUAGAUUUCAGCAAAGUUUUAUUUAAGAGCAAUAUUAUUAUAAACUGCUUUUAGUACACAAAUCUGAAAAAGAUGGGCGACGUUCGUUUGUACUUACAUGUCGCCGGAUUGCUUGGAGACGUCUAUUUGUACGAACAAGAUUAUGAUGCUGUGAAACACCUGAUAAGACAAGACUUGGAAGUGUCAAAACAGUUACCUUUUUAUUAUGCCAAACUCUUAUUUAUGUUGGCUGAUUCGUAUUACCGUUCUGAAGACAUGGAAACAGCUUUGGAAGUUGUGAAACGAGGGAUAACUUACUUCACUCAGAGUCAGAACUCUGUUAUUGUUUGCUAUUUCUUGCUGGUUAAGAGCUUGGUAAGGUUAUUUGCUGUACAACUUUUAUUUUAAAUAUUAACUACUUGUGAAUUUUCAAGAAAAGUUUUUUUGUUAUAUUAUAGUGGGUUAUGUUUAGAUAUACUCGACACAAUCAGGAAACUUCCAAACGCAGUUAGGUGUUACCGUAGGUGAACUUGGAGAGAUAUUAAACACAUUACCUGCUGAUCUACCUGAACUUGAUGAUAUUCGAGCGUUUUGUUAUACAGUUCAGCUGUCCUUCUUCUUGUCUGUCGGAUUCGUAGGUUCAGAAACUGAUUUUGUUAUAUAUUAUAUUAAUCUUUAUAAGAAAACAUUAGCACAGGAAGUCAAAAGGGGCUAUUGUAUUAAGGAUGAUAGCUUGCAGAAGGUAAAGGGUUUUAACUUUUAAAUUUCAGUACAAAAAUGGCCGAAGCUGUCUAGGACAACUUCACAACGCUGUCCAAUCGGCUUCGAAACGAGAGCAGAAUCCGAAUCCUCACUUCAGAUGGCUGAAUUCAGAGAUGUUGACAGCUGUAGCUUAUGUCUUUACCGUUCUUACUAACGUUCAUUUGAAUAACAUGGACAGAGCGCAAAGGUAUCAUCAGACGUCUGUAAAACACUUUGAUACUCUUAAAUUGUGUUGGGCGAGGUCAGUUUGGCCAAUUAUCGAAAGAUCUCAUGAGACUUUGGCUAAGAAACUGGAGAUUCUGGUGUUUUUGGAGAUUGCACCUACGUUUCUGAUCAAAGGAGACACUAAGAAUUGUUUGUCUUGUGUAAGUUAGGAUGAUAAACAACUUGUAAUGACACUUUGGUUCUGUCUCUUGAAUGUCAUACUGAAGAGAUUUGACUAAAUUUAUUUUAUGAUUUGAUGAUGAGUUAACACCUUUUUAGGUAUCAAAAUCGAUCGAUUUGAUAAUGAGGGAGCAGUACUUGUUCAACAACUUUAGUGCUCAAAUCCAUUGUACUUUAGGGAUGAUAGCUUGCUUCCACAAGCGAUUUAAGGAAGCUGAAGCUCAGUACAAUAUUGCUGCUACGGUAAGAGUUACUUUUCAGUAAAACGGUGUUAAUAUUAUUGAAAUUGAGUAUAUUGUUGUAUUUCUGUGCCCCCGUCAAAGCAAAUUUUUGCGGUUGGAGGGCAGAGGAUUAUCUGAACAACAUAAUAAUUAGUAAUAAAUUGACAUUUUCAGACAGCAAAUGACUUGGACUUGCAGAUAUUCAGUUACUUGAGUGUUGGUCUAGUAUACCUAUGUAGUGGCGAUUCUGUAAAUUACUACGAGAUGUGCGGCAAGAUCACGGCUUUAUUGUCGAACUCGAAGAACAUUAAAGCGGCAUUGUGCUUGGUGAAUGCCUUCAAUUCUUAUGUUCACGGAAAGGUUGAAGAUAGCAAGUAAGUCGACGCUUUUGAGGUAUUAGUGAGUUAAUAAUAGAGGUAAUAAUAAACUAAAUUUACUUUCGAUUUUUUUAUUAUUAUUGAUUUAGUCUAUUAUUACUUUCUGACCGUGAUUUUUACAUGAAAUAUAGAGUUUUUGUGUUUUUCAGAGGUCACAUAGCACAAUGCCUGAACAUAUCACGAGAUGAAGAUAUGGGAAGAAUUCAAUCUCUAGCUUCACUGUUGUCUUUGACUUUGUUCAAGGCCAAAGACAACGACGCUUUGGAAGCUGGGAUACAGUGGGCCAACAAACUGUCUGAUAUCAGUUUGAAGAUAUGGGGUUACACUCAAAUGAUUGGUAUGUCUUGUUACAUGAAAGCAAUGCUAUAAUAUUAAAAAUGAAAAAUUGGCCUUUACCUUGUUUUACUUUAUAAUAAACUAUUUGAUUUUAGAAAACGCAAAAUUAAAUAAAAACUACGAGGUAUUCAACCAAGCCAGUCAAGAAGUAGCUGUGCUCAAGUCAUUAGCAGCUGAAGAUCGUGCUACAGCACCGAAUAACAACGCUUUCCUUUUGAUCUCUUGGACGACGGAUCGCUUACCUGGACAUUAA
Bursaphelenchus okinawaensis is the source of this 2691-nucleotide messenger RNA. Lineage: Eukaryota; Metazoa; Nematoda; Chromadorea; Rhabditida; Aphelenchoididae. The record is from the annotation of a GenBank genome assembly.